GCCUCCCCGCCCCCGGCAGAUGCACUGGUUGAUGCAGCUCCUUUCCCAGCCGGCCUCCCGACUGAGACCGCUCUCACGUGAAAUGCCUCGGAUUAUAGCCGCUCUGCGCCGAAUAACAGCUCAGUUAUUGCAGCUGUGAUAGACAAUGGCACAAGUUAAAAUGCAGACUGCAGCAAACCUCUCUGGACCUACCCUUCCCCCUCCGGUGCUAUCCCCAUCAGUAACAAAUGCAAGUUCAUUGGGUCUGCAGGCCUCAAUGAAUGGAUCCAUUUCAGAAUCAGUUGCCAGCUGUAACAGUCCAACAGCUGGUCUUGUGGAUUCUGCACCUUCUAGCAACUCACCAGCUCCUCUCCAAGAUAACAUGGCAAACCCCAAAGAGAAAACUCCAAUGUGUCUGGUAAAUGAGUUAGCCCGUUUCAAUAGAGUUCAACCCCUGUAUAAGCUUCUGAAUGAAAGAGGGCCUGCUCAUGCCAAGAUGUUCACAGUGCAGCUGAAUCUUGGAGAGCAGACGUGGGAAGCAGAAGGGAGCAGUAUUAAAAAGGCUCAACAUGCUGCUGCUAGCAAAGCUUUGAACAAAACAAACCUUCCCAAACCAACUCCCAGACCACCCAAAAAUAACAUUAAUAAUAACCCAGCAGAAGCUGCUGAACUGCACGUGAAUACAUUUACUUCUGCAAGACUCACCUCUGAAGGUAAAGGCAGUAUAACUCCAACAGUGGAGCUGAAUGGUCUGGCUAUGAAAAGGGGAGAGCCUGCCAUCUACAGGCCACUAGAUCCAAAGCCAAUCCCAAACUAUAGAGCAAAUUACAACUUCCGGGGCAUGUACAAUCAGAGGUAUCACUGCCCAGUGCCUAAGAUUUUUUAUGUCCAAUUGACUGUUGGCAACAGUGAGUUUUUUGGUGAAGGAAAGACUCGUCAAGCUGCUAGACACAAUGCUGCAAUGAAGGCCCUUCAAGCUCUCCAGAAUGAACCUAUCCCAGAAAAAUUACCUCAGAAUGGAGAGGCAGGAAAGGAAACGGAAGAAGAAAAAGAUGCAAACAAAUCUGAGAUCAGCAUAGUGUUUGAAAUUGCCUUGAAGCGCAACAUGCCCGUCAGUUUUGAGGUGAUUAAAGAAAGUGGCCCUCCACACAUGAAGAGCUUUGUUACUCGAGUUUCAGUAGGAGAGUUUUCUGCAGAAGGAGAAGGAAACAGUAAGAAACUUUCAAAGAAACGCGCUGCAAUGGCUGUCUUACAAGAACUCAAAAAACUUCCGCCUCUUCCUGUGAUUGAAAAGCCAAAACUUUACUUUAAAAAACGCCCCAAAACAAUAUUAAAGACUGGACCAGAAUAUGGUCAAGGAAUGAACCCCAUUAGCCGCUUGGCUCAAAUCCAGCAGGCCAAAAAGGAGAAGGAGCCAGAGUAUAUUCUUCUUUCAGAGAGAGGGAUGCCUCGUCGCCGAGAGUUUGUUAUGCAGGUCAAAAUAGGCAGUGAAAUUACUACUGGAACAGGCCCCAACAAGAAAAUAGCUAAAAGAAAUGCAGCAGAAGCGAUGUUGUUACAGCUUGGUUAUAAAGCCUCCACUCCUCUUCAAGAUCAACCAGAAAAGCCAGGGGAAAACAAAGGCUGGAAUGGCCAAAAUGUUGGGUUUCCUGAGCCAACGAGUAACACACCAAAGGGAAUUCUCCAUCUCUCACCUGAUGUUUAUCAAGAGAUGGAAGCAAGCCGCAACAAAGCAGCCCCUGGCACUACUGGAAGCUAUUUGUCAUCCAAAGAAAUGAGCCAGACUUCUAGCUCUUUCUUCAGCAUAUCUUCUACUACUAAUAGUACAGCUACAAUUGCCAGGGAACUCCUUAUGAAUGGAACAUCCCCGACUGCAGAAGCCAUAGGUCUAAAAGGAAUAUCUCCUGCUUCCCCCUGUUCUGCAGUGCAGCCUUCAAAACAGCUGGAGUAUUUGGCAAGGAUUCAAGGCUUUCAGGUACACUACAGUGAUAGACAAAAUGGCAAAGAGUGUAUGACCUGUUUGACACUGUCUCCUGUGCAGAUGACUUUCCAUGGUAUCGGAAGCUCCAUUGAAGCCAGCCAUGACCAGGCAGCUUUAAGUGCCUUGAAACAGUUUUCGGAACAGGGACUGGAUCCAGUGGAAGGGGCUAUGAAGGUUGAAAAUGGAACACUUGAAAAACAAGUCAAGCAUCUGGGAGAGAAAGCAGACAAUAAACAGACUAACUCAGGCACCAUUGCUCAGGACUGCAAGGAUUCAAAGGCUGUCGUCUAGGAGCUUCCCAGCACCCACGGCCGCCACUGCAUCCUUAUAAACCUGUCAACACGCAAUAGGGUGUAUGUGUACAAGGAAAUGAAUGACUAAUACCAUUAUUUGAGUCUUAUGUGAAGACAACACUAUUCUAACACAAGAGAUAGUAUACAUGGUACUGUUUAUUCAACUGGGGGGAAAUAAAAUUGAGCAUUUCCCUCAGAACUUGAGAUCAGAUCAUAACUCAAUUGCACAGAGGCAGCAGAAAUCUGAUCAUGUUACUGGAACUUAAAAUAACAAUUAAUUAACAAAGUGUUAUGAAAAAAAGGUAAAGUUUAAAACUGAUUAAUAUGAGUCAGCAUUGAUUCAGUUACACAUUUUUUUCAUAGUGUAGUUUAAGUUCAGCUUUACUCUUUUUUAAAAUAAAUGCUUGAAUAUUUUAAAAAUUAACCAAUGACAGUGCUGUGAGAAUUGUAGUUGUUGUCUUCAUAUAUAGUCAUACAGCUUAUCUUUUUAUGCAGCCAUUAUGCAUUCUUCAUUCUAUAUCAAUAUGUAUGACUUUAAGAUGCACUACUCAGAAUUGUAUGCAAACAGACGUUUAAAUCAUGAAAAGGUUUUGCUUAAACAUGAACUGAUGUUAGUAAUGAUCAAUCGCAAUAUACUCCAGGAAAAGCAGUUACCGUAUUUGAUUUCCCUCCCCGUUAUCAAUUGGAGAGGCGUCUUGCCUCCAAGGAACAUUUCCCCCUUAAUUCUGCUCUCUGUUGUGUGAAGCACAUCUACACCCCAUUCUGUGUGUUGUAUCAACCCACCGUUUGCAUCAACUGAGUGUUUUUAAUAACUGCAUUCUGAUCAGGAACAGCCGAUAGGAUUGAAAUGUUAUCUAGAAAAGGGAAGAAAACAGUUGAAACAGAUGUAAAGAUUUUCCUUAUAGAAGGAAUGGUAUUAGAGAUGAAACUGGCAGCUGCACUCAGUACCAGAAUGUUCAGAUAUGUGGGCAAAUGCAGUAAAACCACAUCAGUUCAUGUGUACAAUGGUGGUGUCAUCUCUUCUUUAUUCUCUAAAAAUAUUCACCUAGCAGAACUACUUGAAAAGUCACAAAAACUUACACCGAACAACUAGUACCUAUGACAAGAACUGGAUUAGACCAUAUCUUCUACCGCAGGGCUGCCUCCUAUGAAACUAUGGUUCUACUUAUAUGUAACAAGCUCCUUUUAGACUCAAGUAUAUAAUUUUUAAGAGCUUUCCAUUUUUAAAUCUUAUGCAACAAAAACAUGACACAGCUGUUGACUGCACAACAAUAGAAUUACAAUUACAUAAGAUUUCACAAGCACAUAACCCACAAAUCACAACCUGUCUGACUCACCUGACCAGAAGACACACAA
Messenger RNA from Mauremys reevesii (Reeves's turtle), 3609 nucleotides. It is a transcript of the gene STAU2, whose product is annotated as staufen double-stranded RNA binding protein 2. The record is from RefSeq and is a predicted model, not a curated record. Bases 146 to 2251 code for a protein of 701 amino acids. The transcript is spliced from 16 exons. Lineage: Eukaryota; Metazoa; Chordata; Testudines; Geoemydidae.